CUCAACGAGACAUGUCCGCCCGCCCCUACCCGGCGACGGCGAACCCAUCGACGAAUCACCAGGGAGAGAUGGCGAGGAAGCCUUUUCACUAUUGCCCCGACCACCAACCCCUCCCCUUACCCUCAUCACCUUUCUCUUUUAAGCCUUCUGUUCCUCCUGCUUCCAUGCUCUGUUCACCCCUGUCAGCCAACGAGGUAGCUACAUUUCCAUACCCCCCCCCCCCCCUCUCUCUCUCUACUCGCUGCUCUCUCUCUCUCUACCAUCACAACAUACAUACCAAAUAGACAUAUUGGUAGUUUUCGUUAUGGAUUCAAUGUCCAGUGGUAUAGAUUGUUUAUAUUGGUAGUUUCGUGUAAUGGUAUAUAUUUAUUUCUGCAAUGGUAUUGAUUGUUUAUGGUAUAGAUUAUUUAUAUUGGUAAUUUUUGUGUAAUAGUAUAGAUUUAUUUGUACAAUGGUAUUGAUUGUUUAUGGUAUAGAUAGUUUAUAUUGUUAGUUUUCGUGUAAUGGUAUAAAUUUAUUUUUGCAAUAGUAGUUUUCGUGUAAUGGUAUAGAUUUAUUUCUGCAAUGGUAGUUUUCGUGUAAUGGUAGUUUUUUUUUUUUGCAGAAAGAUUGAGAAAAAUAUGGAAAGGAAAUCUGGCUGGAGAUUACGGAAGUGAGAGAAAGAGAGAAUUUUAAUUAAUAGAUUUUUGUAACUACCUUAAAUGUAAUUUAUUAAAAAAUUAAUUAAUAUAAUUUAUUUUUCCAUACCCAAUUUUCCAUACCCAACUACUAGUAAUCACCGUAACCUGUCCCUUGUGGAAGGCUUCUGGAGCUACUGUUGCGACUAUGAUUCUAGCUAUAAAAAAGAAGGUAAAUUUGACGAGACUUGCUAUUAUUUUUAUUUGUUGUCCUAAGCUUGGUGCAAGUUUUGUUGUGCAUCACUUUUUAACCUUCCUCUCUCUCUCUCUCUCUCUGAACAUUUGCGCCACGUAGCAGCUACGUACGAACUCCACUUCGAGCAUCUCUUGUGAUUCGGUUGUUGCUUCCUGUGACAAUCCUUGACACGUCAUCAUGUCACUGACAAUCAACCCUCUUCUUACGAUUAAAGGACGGGACAAUCAACCACCACACUACAAGCCUGUAAUUCUUUGUGUUAGUAGUUUGGUUGACCUUUCGAAGCUUACCUACGUGCUGUUGGAUCUUCAUGUGGUAUCCGGUUGCCAGUUGCCACUAAGCGAAUCAAACAAAUGAUACUAUUUCUAAUCCGAAAUCGUGAUGCUAAUUUGCAACUCAAUAAACGUAUUGGAAUUGCAAGAUUGGUGAGUUUAAUUAAUUGUUUCUAUAUUGAACUCGAUACUAUGUACCUUAAUUGUUGGAGCAUUUGUGCAAAUUAAAUCAUCGCUUAAAUGCAUUAAAAUAAUUCAUGGACACUAAAGGAAGAAACAACUUGAAACAAAGAGACCCCAAAGCCAAGAUAGAAAAGAAGAAGGGGGAAACACAAUUAUAAAAGGCAGCACAACAAAGGAAGAAAAUCGAAAGAAGCUCCACUUUUCCUAUUUAUUAAACUGCCCUCUUCCCCUCUCUCUCUCUCUAAAACCAACCACCGGAAAAAAUGCAGCCUUGCAGCAGAGAAAUGGCCGCCGGCGGCCUCAACUCCCCAACAACUACACCACCCUCCCACCAAUUCCAACUCCACGACCUCCACCAGAUCCACGGCCACUUCGACCACCCUUCCUCCGCCGCCGCCGCCGACGACUUCCUCGACCAAUUCCUCUCCUCCGCCGCCUCCUCCCCCUGGUCCUCCGCCGCCGCCGCCGCCGACCUCAUCAAGUCCCCCUGGGCCGACCUCGCCGACGACGACAAUGUAGCCGCUGGCAACGGGUUCUUCGACGACCCCUCCGCCGUCAGCCUCGCCGCCAAGCUCCGCCACCACCAGAUCAACGGCGGCAACAACACUAACGGUAAUCACAACAACAACAACAAGAUGAUGCUUCAGCAGCAGCUCCUCAUGGCCGGGGACGGAGCUCCGGCUCCGCUGUUUAACGGGUUCGGGUCCGGAUCUAUCCAGUCCCCGCCCCAUUUCCACCAUCCCACUAUGCAACCCGGACAGAGCUUCAGCGCCGGCGGAGUAGGACCGACCGCCUCCGCCGCCGCCGCCUCGCCGGGGAAAGCUCAGCCGCAGGCGAGCGGGUCGGCGGCCACGGCGUCGCAGGGGAAGCCCAGGGUCAGGGCCAGGAGAGGCCAAGCUACCGACCCACACAGUAUAGCUGAAAGGUUACGAAGAGAAAGAAUUGCAGAGAGAAUGAAGUCCCUGCAGGAGCUGGUUCCCAAUGCAAACAAGACGGACAAGGCUUCCAUGCUGGACGAGAUCAUCGACUAUGUCAAGUUCCUCCAGCUCCAAGUCAAGGUCCUCAGCAUGAGCCGCCUCGGCGGCGCCGGCGCCGUCGCUCCUCUCGUCACCACCGCCCCCUCCGAGGGAGGAGGCGGCGGAGGGAGCAACAACGCCACCGCCGCAGCAAACGGCGGUUCGUCGGCGAACGAGAGCAGCAUGACGAUGACGGAGCACCAGGUGGCGAAGCUGAUGGAGGAGGACAUGGGUUCGGCGAUGCAGUACCUGCAAGGGAAAGGGCUCUGCCUAAUGCCGAUCUCCCUCGCCACCGCCAUCUCCACCGCCACGUGUCGCCCCGGCCAGCCGUCGUCUCCCAACAUGUCGGUACUCACCGGGGACGUCGCCGUCAAGGACUCCACGUCAGCUACCAAGCCGUGAUCGUCACGGCGUCGUUUUACUUUUUGACUCUGCUUUUGGAAUUUGGAGGACUCUUUUUAUCAGUAAAUAUAUUAAAAAAAAAAGGAGGAUGGGUCGAUGGGAAGAUGACGGACGGAGAAAGACAGGAGGUGGUGGUGAUGACGUGUGCGCGUGUGACUAGUGUAGUCUGACGUGGAUGGACGGAACGGGGUUUUCGGGUUUUUACAAACGGAACGUUGACGAAGUCUACGGGAAUAAGGGGUCGGAUUGACUGACGGAGAAUGGAGUGGUGUACACGACGUCGUAUUUGCGUAGACUUUGUUUUUAUAUUUGUUUAGUAUAGAGCUUUUAGCUAACUACUUUUUAAUGUUAUUUUGUAUUUGAUUUGUAUUUUGCUUUUUGCUCUAAUUCCCAACAAGACCACUACGGUUACCAAAAAGAGACAAGAUCCGACCAAAUCCCGAGGAGGAGAAGAAGGAAUUCCUUUGUUUUUAGGGGGAAAGGGGUUUACUAGAUGAUUAAUUAAUUUGAUUAAUUAAUUAUCAUGUAUGUACUUACAGUCUUACAUUAAUUUAAUAGUAAGUUGGAUUUUUAAAAUUGUCAAUUCCUGUUUGUUAAAUGAUUCCAGCUUAGUCGAGUGAGAUUAGGAAUGUGCAACGGAUCAUUGGUUAAGUGUUAUUAGAAGGCAUGAUACUGAUUUUGAGGUGGUUGGUUCGAGUAAUAUAGAAUUUUAGUUUGUUCUUUUAUAUUUGAUAUAUAUGUAAGAGUAUGCAAUCUAUGAAAAUAAAAGGAUUAGUUGUGGGAUGUGCAAUGGUUAGGAAGUUGGAAUUGCAUAGGCUGGGUCGAAAUCGAUUUUGGUUAAGGCAUUAUACCUAAUCAAAAUUGGUUUAGGGUUCCAGUCUUUGAAUAAAUUCAUGUGCCUAAUAUUGAACCUACGACGUAGAGGUUGUGUUUAUCACGCGAAAACUAGUUGAACCACAAGGAUGGUUGGUUUUGAGGUCUCAUUUCCGCUUAUAAAAUACUCAUAUUUCUAUUUACUGGAAUUAUGAGCUUUUGAAAAUGAAUUUGAAUUUUGAACCACACUUAAGAACAGCAAGAACCAUUCACAACGCAGAGUAGUAGUCGAAAUUUAAACCCAUAUAUAGUUAAGUUGAGCAUGGAACUAGCUAGGUACAACAAAAAAAGCUAUGAUAAUAGGCUAUCUACAAUUGAGAGACAAGCUAGGUUUACAAUUUCAUAUAUGCAUUAGAACUAAAGAACAAAAUUCUUAGCUUUUGCUUUGGUUGAACCUCUAGAAGGAAGGACCAUAAAACAAAAGAACCGUGUGAGGAUUACAUUUUAAGUCAACGGCGUGUCACUUUUGUAGCUUUUUCUUCUUCUUCUUUCUUCUUGUUUUGCUUUGUUAUGAUUAAGUUAGUAAGGGAAUCUUAAAAGAUAACAAAGGAAGAAGAAAUAAAGAAUAGAGGGUUAGCUCAUACACCUAAUCUAGUUAAUUUUGCUUUAAAGAGUGUUAUAUAUAUUUGGUUUUGUAUGCAAGCUUGUUGGGUUUGUUACAUUUCAAACAAAGAGUUGUUAGUGGGUUUGCCGCCGGAUCACUAUAUAAUUGUGAUUAGGCAUUAAGCACAACAUACAUAUACUAGAGUUAGCCAUUAAUUAACCAAUUAGUAUAUGCCCCUUGCAAACCAAUUAACCAAUUAUGUAUAUGCCCAUUGCAAUCUAAUUUCCCACUAGUGGUUGACGAAGUGUUACGACUCAUCCUACCAACUUGAAUUGUUUAGGAGAGGUCCAACGAUGGUUCUUGUGUCAUUGUUCUUAUAGCAUGACACAUUCUCAAUUUUGAAUGCAUGUUAUGCAUAUAUAAUCCAGUAAUCUUCAAUAUGGUCAUUAAUUUUGUCUCAAAUUAUCUCAAUCUUCAAAUUGUAUACCAAUAUUGAAAAAGUAAACGUGAGAAUUCAUG
Messenger RNA from Linum trigynum, 4682 nucleotides. Lineage: Eukaryota; Viridiplantae; Streptophyta; Magnoliopsida; Malpighiales; Linaceae. The record is from the annotation of a GenBank genome assembly.